Glycine soja is the source of this 1119-nucleotide messenger RNA. Its product is annotated as vacuolar iron transporter homolog 4-like. The transcript has a single exon. The record is from RefSeq and is a predicted model, not a curated record. Gene Ontology annotation, biological process: intracellular manganese ion homeostasis. Gene Ontology annotation, molecular function: iron ion transmembrane transporter activity; manganese ion transmembrane transporter activity. Lineage: Eukaryota; Viridiplantae; Streptophyta; Magnoliopsida; Fabales; Fabaceae. The coding region runs from base 82 to 747 and encodes 221 amino acids. Gene Ontology annotation, cellular component: membrane.
AUCACACAAUUCCCACUAAUUCCCUACUUUUCCAUUUCAGUAUUUCCCCCAACUUCAUUUUACCUUCAUUAAUUGUCCUUCAUGGCCAACCUUGGAGCUAGAACUAAUGGAAUUUCAUCAAAUCAAGUUGAGAUUCCUAUGCAUGUAAAUGGUGUGGAGCCAAAACAAGGUGAAGAGAGCAACAUAGACUACUCUCAAAGGGCUCAGUGGCUUCGAGCCGCGGUGUUGGGAGCCAAUGAUGGGUUAGUCUCUGUUGCCUCACUGAUGAUGGGUGUUGGAGCUGUUAAGAAAGACAUCAGUGCAAUGAUUCUUGCUGGUUUUGCAGGACUAGUUGCUGGGGCUUGUAGCAUGGCAAUUGGAGAGUUUGUCUCUGUGUACACUCAGUAUGACAUAGAGAAGGCUCAGCUCAAAAGAGAGAGUGAGUCAAACAACAAUAGAGGAGUGAAUGAAGAAGCUCAAAGGGAGAAGCUUCCAAAACCAUUUCAGGCUGCACUAGCAUCAGCACUGGCAUUUUCUGUUGGUGCUUUGGUGCCAAUGCUAGCAGCUGUGUUUAUAAGGAGUCACAAGGUUAGAAUGGGAGUUGUUGCUGCUGCUGUUAGCUUGGCAUUGUUGGUGUUUGGAGGGGUAGGAGCAGUUCUUGGAAACACUCCAGUGAAGAGGUCUUGUCUUAGGGUUCUUAUUGGAGGUUGGAUGGCAAUGGCCAUAACAUUUGGUCUCACCAAAUUGAUUGGCUCUGCUGAACUCUGAGUGUCAUUAACUAAUUACUAGUCAUUUAAGUCUCUUGCAUAUUCACUGGGUACCUUAGUUUUAAGUGCAAUCCCAUAUUAAUUAUUAGUAAUGUUUUUCAUUUUGGUUUUGGUUGUGAUGUUUACUCAUGCUAGUAUUACUCUUUAAUUACUAGAUUGUGGCUGCUUUGUUUAAGUGAUGAACAUGAGUGUGUUUUCACACUACAUAGCUGUCCCCAGGGAUUUUAGGGUUCGUUGCGUUUUCUUAGAUAUCUUAGAUCUGUAUUUGGAGUGUUUGUCAUGUAUGUGUCUCUUUUUACCGAAUAGAAGUGUAAAACGUGCAUGUGGAACUGUCAUAUGCAAAGAAUUAAUGCAUUAUAUAUUUUUGUAUCAA